AACCAGCCGCCGGGUUUCUCAGUGCGUUUGGCGAACAGUUCGCGGACGGACGUGUCUCAUCUCUUUCGUCUAGCUUCUUGGAGAACGCUCUUCCAUCUCUUUUCUCAUUCAUUGAGGCCUUCUUGAAAGAAAAAAGCCAUGAAGAGAGAAUAAAGUAGGAGAAGAAGCAAGAUUAAUAACUUUAUUAUAUCGUUUCGAACGUAUUCGCGUUUCCUUUGCUAUAAAGUGAAGCUCGGUGAAAAUGAUUGGAAAAAUAGACAACGAGUUCUAUUCGUGCAUUUAUUGAGACGCCGACGGUUAUGUGAACUGAGAACUUGUUUCAAGGUUUUUUUUUUCAUUGAUAGGGGAAAGUAGAAAAAAAAAAAAAGAAAAAAGAAAAAGAAACGAGGGAGAUAAAGGACAAAGGGUCAAUUUGAUUUUCUUUGAAGCUAACGAUAACUUUCGGUGUUAUCUUGGAAAAAAAAAAAUAUAUAUAUAUAUAUAUAUAUAAGAAGAGAAAAGAUUUCGAAGGUCAAAGAUCAUCAGGACUAUUUCAUGCAUGUUGCUCUGACCCUGAUACGAGAAGCCACGCCGGAAUACCAAGGUCGUUUGCGAUCGAUCAGCGUGGCGUCGACUGCCACGUGACUGACUGAUUGAUCGUCUCCCAUCGUUUCAAUAAUAAUCUUGUGUCGAAGAUCGUUUCGUGCGAUUUCUUAAAAAUUCGGUAAGGUCGAAAUAAUUGUUGUGACCUUCCCUUCUACGAAAUUUGAGAUUAGUCUUACGAUGAAGGAUCAUUAAAAAUAUACACCUAACAAACUAAUCUCGAUUAUCGUGAAAGUUUAUCUUACUUAAAAGGAAAUAAAACUGUAUUUAAUUGGUUUAUAUUUAUUCCUUACGUCGAUUGUUUUGUUAUGAUUAAACAAUCUCGACACGACAGAUUCUCGAAGAUCUUGAAUUUUCUUCUCUCUUCGCAAUCGUGCGAGUAUAAGUAAAGAUUAACGUCAGCUUGACAUCAUUUUGGUCAGACUAAGGCGCGAUACUUCUCAAUAUCUCUUAUCGCGAACGUUUGAGAGAGUACGAAAAAGAAGAGACAGAGUGAACGAGCCAGAGAGAGAGAGAGAGAGAGAGGGAGGGAGAGAGAGAGAAAUAAGAGAGUUGAACUGACAGAGAAGAAGAAGGGCUUGUGACGUGCAGUGCGAUCGGUGCGAAGGAGAUUUGAGGGACUUGGAGGAUCCAGUUACGACGUGACAUGACGAGAGACUUAUAAACGGCGAAAGCUGUAAAAAGAAGAAGGAUAAAGAAACAGAGAGAGAGAGAGAGAGGGAGAAAGACAAAAAGGAGAAAGAGAUAGAAGAGUAGAAGGACCGAAAGAGUUUGGUGAAUCUUUGGGAAUCGAAAUCGCUACGUCAACGUGAUUGGUGUCACAGUUUAUCCUUCGUGAAAGCGAUACUCCGGCAAGGAGUAAUCAUCGAAGUACAUGAGAAAAGGACAUGAACUACUCGCAAGGGAAGGGACGGCUUUACCCGGCCUACAGUCUGAGUGGCAGCGAGGGUGAGGAUAAUUCCCCUAGUCUGCGUGGUCGCGGCUCGGCCUAUCCUCAAAAUAAUCAUCAGACCACCCAGUCACAUCUCAAUCACUAUAACGCUAGUCAGCACAAGCAACGUGCUUACCAGCAGCAGCAACAACAGCAACAACAGCAGCAACAACAGCAGCAGCAACAGCAACAACAGCAACAGCAUCCCCUCUAUCACAUGCCCGGCAGUGGUGCCGGACUCAGCGACACACCGACAUCGGGCAACGCUUCCGACGAAACUCUCACCGACAGCGAUCUGAUCACCGUUGCCCGUGACUCCGCCCUCCUCGUUCAUAACGGGUGUUUAUUGGACAAUUCGGCACCACGGGGCCCGCCCGAUGUGCCACCCCGUAAUCCUACAAUGAGCCGUCUUAACGGAAGACUGCCAGGAAGUCACGCAGCAAGCGAUCACGAACGCGAUCCCGAUCUCGAGCCAUCCUGUCUCGUACGCACCCCAUCCGGUAACUUCUACAAUAUACCAAAGAUACCGAAGAAUGAAUACAACAAUAAGAAUCAAUCGACAGGGAAUAGUCCAAUAAAAGUCGAGCUGCAAAACAACAUGGACAGAGUACCUUUACCUUACGGUCAUGCCCCAUCGAUGAUCCCGAUGAGGAGACAAAGCAUUCGCUGCCAUUUCCGCAAAGGAAUCGAUUGGUGCAGCUGGAAACUAAUUGCGAUAGUUGUAAUUAUGCUCUCCCUUUGCUUAACGGCAGCAUUGACCUAUGUCGCAGCUUCGAACAUAGUAACCUGGUCUUAUCAAGGUACGAAAGCGUGCACAGUAUUAAUCGGUGACAACACAGAUGUAAAAUCACCGACGAGCGAGUCGAACAAAACGUCCACGUCGACGGCAACGACGUCAUCACAAUCGGGCAGUGGUAGAACGCGACAGCUAACACCGGCAGGAGAGAUCGAAGUCAAACCUACCGAUGAACUUGAAAUAAAAAAUGAAAGGAAAAUAAACCAAAUCAGUUUCGAGGAUUUGUUAAAGGGCAAUACCACGUUAACCUUAGAAGAUUAUUAUACCGAGGAGGACAACGAACCAACGACCGAGUCCUCCUCGACUUCCGAACCGGAAACAACUACCAACGAUGUUAUGUCGUGUUCUGCAACCACUUCACUACCCCCAGAGCCUAUUAUAUUGAUUCUUGAAGGCGCACGAACCUUCCCCGCUAGAUCAUUCCCACCCGAUGGUACGACCUUCGCUCAGGUUGGCCUUGGACAAAAGCUCAGCAAAGAGAUUCAACCUUACAGCUACUGGAAUAUGCAAUUCUAUCAGUCAGAAGCCGCCUACGUUCGUUUUGACUACAACAUACCACGUGGUGCGAGCAUCGGUGUAUACGCAAGAAGAAACGCUUUACCAACACACACGCAAUACGACCUCCUGGAAGUGCUCAGCGGAUUCAAAGCUCGGACCACCAGGGCGUCCCAUGUUAGUGUUAUUCCGUCUAUAAAGAAAGAAGUAACUCAUUAUAUGGAACCCGGUCAUUGGUUUCUUUCACUUUAUAACGACGAUGGCGAUCCUCAAGAAGUUUCCUUUAUUGCGGUUAUUGCCGAGGACAUGACCCAUAAUUGUCCGAAUGGUUGCAGCGGAAAGGGAGAAUGUCUUCUUGGUCAUUGUCAAUGUAAUCCUGGUUUCGGUGGUGAAGAUUGCAGCGAAAGUGUAUGCCCUGUUCUUUGUAGUCAACGAGGUGAAUAUAUUAAUGGCGAGUGUCAGUGUAAUCCAGGUUGGAAGGGCAAAGAAUGUUCCCUUAGGCAUGAUGAGUGCGAGGUACCAGAUUGCAAUGGUCACGGGCAUUGCACUAACGGAAAAUGCAAUUGCGUUCGCGGUUACAAAGGGAAGUUCUGCGAGGAGGUGGAUUGUCCACAUCCGACGUGCUCGGGUCACGGUUUUUGCGCUGAGGGAACAUGUAUUUGUAAGAAGGGAUGGAAGGGCGCGGAUUGUAGUCAAAUGGAUAAGGAAGCAUUGCAGUGUCUACCAGAUUGCAGCGGUCAUGGAAACUUCGAUCUCGAAACUCAAACUUGUUUGUGCGAGCCCAUGUGGUCCGGUGACGAUUGUUCAAAAGAACUAUGCGAUUUGGAUUGCGGUCCUCAUGGUCAUUGCGUGGACAACGCCUGUGAUUGUUUACCCGGUUGGUCCGGAGAACUUUGCAAUCUGAAACAAUGCGAUCCACGAUGCAACGAGCACGGACAAUGUAAGAACGGCACGUGCUUAUGCGUCACCGGUUGGAACGGCAUACAUUGUACGAUGGAAGCGUGUCCAAAUGCCUGUUCAAGUCAUGGACAGUGCAGAGUCAGCUUUUAUGGUCAAUGGGAGUGCCGUUGUUACGAUGGCUGGGAUGGAAAGGAUUGCAGUGUUCCUCUUGAACAAAAUUGUAACGACGGACGAGACAAUGACAAAGAUGGUCUCAUCGAUUGCGCCGAUCCCGAGUGCUGCUCGAACCAUUUAUGCCGAAGCAGUCAGCUUUGCGUGUCGGCACCGCAACCGAUCGAUAUACUUCUACGAAAGCAACCACCAGCGGUAACUGCAUCCUUCUUCGAAAGGAUGAAAUUUCUAAUAGACGAGGGCAGUCUGCAGAACUACGCUCGUCAGGAGACUUUCAACGAGAGUAUGUUCUGGAAUCACUUCAACACAAGUCGGUCCGCCGUAAUACGUGGUCGAGUUGUCACGCACCUUGGUACCGGACUAAUGGGAGUACGUGUUAGCACGAGUACACCUUUGGAAGGCUUUACCCUGACAAGAGACGACGGUUGGUUCGAUCUACUGGUGAACGGAGGUGGUGCAGUGACCUUGCAGUUUGGGAGGUCACCUUUCAGGCCGCAGAGUCACAUCGUCUUCGUCCCAUGGAAUGAGGUCGUGAUAAUCGACAAAAUAGUAAUGAGUACGGCUGAGGAGAAACCACCGGUUCACGUGCCACACGCUUGCGCGGCUCAUGACUACGACUUGAUGAAACCUCUUGUCCUGGCAACGUGGAAACAGGGCUUUCAGGGUGCUUGUCCUGAUAAAAGCGCCAUCUUGGCAGAAUAUCAGGCUAUACAGGAGAGUUUGCAAAUACCCGGGACUGGUUUAAAUCUUGUAUAUCACAGUUCAAGAGUUGGAGGUUAUUUAUCAACGAUACAAGUCCAAUUGACCCCUGAAACGAUACCACCCACUCUCAGUUUAGUCCAUCUAAGGAUCUCGAUCGAAGGAAUCCUUUAUGAGAGGACAUUCGAGGCCGAUCCGGUGAUCAAGUUCACGUAUGCUUGGAAUCGAUUAAACGUUUAUCGUCAACGCGUUUAUGGGGUUACAACCGCGAUGGUUAAGGUUGGCUAUGAGUAUAACGAUUGCAAAGACAUCAUUUGGGAUGUUCAAACCACUAAACUCAGCGGCUACGACAUGGCAAUCUCAGAUGUUGGCGGUUGGAAUCUUGAUAUUCAUCAUAGAUAUAACUUCCACGAGGGUAUUUUACAAAAGGGAGAUGGUUCUAACAUAUAUUUGAAACAUAAACCUAGAGUGAUUCUUACUACGAUGGGUGAUGGUCAUCAAAGACCUUUGGAUUGUUACGAUUGUGAUGGACAAGCUUCGAAACAACGUUUACUCGCACCAGUUGCUCUUGCCACUGCACCAGACGGAUCCAUUUUCGUCGGUGACUUUAAUUUGGUUAGAAAGAUUUUAGUAGAUGGAACUGUCAGGACGAUCGUUCGACUAAAUGCUACUAGAGUCUCCUAUCGAUAUCAUAUCGCUAUAAGCCCACUCGAUGGUUCCCUUUACAUUUCGGAUCCAGAAUCUCAUCAAAUUCUUCGUGUACGCAAUACAAGUGAUUAUACUGAUCCUGAUCAUAAUUGGGAAACCGUCGUUGGAUCAGGAGAACGUUGUCUUCCAGGUGACGAGGCACAUUGCGGAGAUGGUGCAUUGGCAAGAGACGCAAAAUUGGCUUAUCCGAAAGGAGUUGCUGUUUCUAUAGACAACGUUCUUUAUUUUGCUGAUGGUACAAAUAUCAGAAUGGUGGAUAGAGAUGGAAUCAUAACAACAGUAAUCGGUAAUCAUAUGCAUAAAGCCCAAUGGAAACCAAUUCCUUGUGAAGGCACCUUAAACGUCGAGGAAGUACAUCUUCGUUGGCCAACGGAAUUGGCUAUCAAUCCGCUCGAUAACUCUUUACAUAUGGUCGAUGAUCACAUGGUACUUCAAUUGGCUCCAGAUGGUCGUGUAAAAGUUGUAGCAGGUCGUCCUUUGCAUUGUGCUUCACCAUUGUCAUCGUUCGACACCGAACUUGCCACUCAUGCCACUUUGGUGAUGCCUCAAAGCAUUGCCUUUGGCCCAUCAGGAAAUCUAUAUAUCGCUGAAAGUGAUUCUCAGCGAAUAAAUCGCAUAAGAGUUAUCGGCACGGAUGGUAAAAUAUCGCCGUAUGCCGGUGCUGAAUCCAAAUGCAAUUGCCUCGAACGUGGUUGCGAUUGUUUCGAAGCUGAUCAUUAUUUAGCCUCCACCGCAAAAUUCAAUACCAUAUCGUCCGUUGCGGUUUCACCUGACGGUGUCGUACAUAUCGGAGAUCAGGCCAAUUAUAGAAUACGUUCUGUUAUGGCAAGUAUACCCGAUGCUAGUGACGCUAGAGAAUAUGAGAUUUAUUCGCCAGAUACGCAAGAGAUUUACGUCUUCAAUAGAUUCGGUCAGCAUAUAGCUACUAAAAAUAUUCUAACAGGUGAAACGGUGUAUCUGUUCACGUAUAAUGUCAAUAGUAGUAAUGGCAAGCUCAGCACUGUCACGGAUGCGGCUGGCAAUAAAGUCUUCCUCUUACGUGACUAUAGUAAUCAAGUAACUUCCAUUGAGAAUACCAAAGGACAAAAGUGUAGAUUAAGAAUGACUAGAAUGUGGAUGUUGCAUGAAUUCAGUACACCAGAUAAUUACAACGUAACGUUCAAUUAUCAUGGGCCCACUGGACUAUUAGCCAACAAAUUGGAUAGCACAGGACGUGGUUAUGUCUAUGAUUACGACGAAUUUGGUAGAUUGACAAGCGUUGUUACUCCUACCGGUAAAAUGAUCAGUCUGACGUUUGACCUUAGCUUGAAAGGAGCCAUUGUUAAAAUCGGACAAAAUAACAGAAAGCCCGUCUCCAUGCUGAUCAAAGGUUCCUCCGUCGUUACGAAAGUUGGUGAAGCCGAACAAAGAACGACCGUUCUUCCUGAUGGUUCUGUCGGUAUGGUUACACCUUGGGCUCAUACAGUUAGCACAGAUACUAUGCCAUAUUCGAUUCUCGCCGAAAUAGAACCGCUUCUUGGUGAAAGUUAUCCUGUACUUGCGAAACAAAGAACGGAGAUCGCAGGCGAUUUGGCCAAUAGAUUCGAAUGGCGUUAUUUCCUUAGAAAGGUUCAAGGAAACAAAAAUCGUGGCAAUUCAAAAGCCGUAGCACAAGUUGGUCGUAAACUUCGUGUAAACGGUGAGAUCUUGCUAUCUUUAGAAUACGACAGAGAAACUAAUACCGUCGCCGUUUUCAUGGAUGAUCGAGUAGAACUAUUAAAUAUAACGUACGAUAGAACUGCACGACCAUUGAAAUGGGGCCCAAGAAAUGGAAUUUUUGCUGGCGUUGAACUCGAAUACGAUCGAUUUAGUAGAUUGACUAGUUGGACCUGGGGAGACAUAAGUGAAACUUAUGGUUUCGACAGAGCUGGCCGAUUAUACGAAAUUAAAUAUAGCGAUGGAACGUCAAUGAUCUAUGCUUUUAAAGAUAUGUUCAGCAGUUUACCACUGAAGGUUACCACUCCACGUGGAAGUGAUUAUUUGUUACAAUAUGACGAAGCUGGUGCUCUUCAAUCUCUUACAACACCUCGAGGACAUAUUCAUGCGUUCUCCCUUCAAACAUCUCUCGGAUUCUAUAAGUAUCAAUAUUAUUCGCCCAUGAAUCGACAUCCAUAUGAAAUUCUUUACAACGACGAUGGACAGAUACUUGCUAAGGUUUAUCCACAUCAGAGCGGUAAAGUGGCAUACGUUUAUGAUCACACUGGAAAAUUGGAAACCACUUUGGCAGGCUUGUCUUCUAUACAUUAUACGUAUCAAGAAACAACAAGUCUUGUUCGUAGCAUCGACAUCAACGAGCCAAAUUUCGAAAUGCGUAUUGAGUACAAAUAUCACGCAGGAAUUGUCAAAGACGAGAAAAUCAAAUUCGGAAGUAAAAGUGGCAUGGACAAUGCGCAUUAUCGUUAUCAAUACGACGGAAAUGCACGUAUAUCUGGUAUCGAGGUGGACAUCAAUGGAAAACAACUUCCACAGUUACGAUUAAAAUACAAUCAGAAUCUUGGUGUAUUGGAAGGUGUCGGUGACCUUAGAAUCUAUAGGAACGUAUUCAAUAGAUCGGUCAUGCAAGAUAGUAGCAAGCAGUUUUUCACUGUCACAGAUUAUGACGAACAUGGUCGUGUUAAGACUGUUCUAAUGAACAUUCGUUCUCUUGAUGUAUUUAGAAUGGAACUCGAAUAUGAUAAUAGAAAUCGUAUCAAGAUGAGAAAAUUGAUGAUCGGUAAGGAUUCCAUGGAAAAGAAAGAAUGGUCUAGAAUGGAUAAGAUUACGUAUAACGCAGAUAGUCACGUACUUGAGGUAGCAGAUACGGAUAUAAAUUGGCAAUACGCAUACGAUGAGAAUGGUAAUAUAGUUGGUGUUACCGAACAUAACGAAAAGAUCGUAUUAGGUUAUGAUAGCGGAGAUCGGGUAGUUCAAUAUGGCGACGUAGAAUUCAAUUCUUACGAUGGCCGAGGAUUUGUCGUUAUUAGAGGAGAACACAAAUACAGGUACAAUUCUAGAGGACAACUUAUUCAUGCAUCGGAACACAAGAAAUUCCAAAUCUGGUACUUUUACGAUGAUCGUGGCAGAUUGGUAUCUUGGAACGACGAUCGAGAAAAUAUCACUCAAUUCUUUUAUGCCAAUCCAAAGACACCGGAUUUGAUAACUCACGUACACUUUCCAAAAUCUUCUAAGACGUUCCGAUUCCUCUACGAUCAACGUGAUUUCUUAAUGACGGUCGAAACCUCCGAACAAAGAUUUUAUGUUGCAACCGAUCAAAAUGGUUCACCCUUGGCUCUUUUCGAUACCAAUGGAAAUCUUAUUAAAGAAAUGCGUCGUACGCCAUUCGGGAAAAUCAUCAAAGACACCAAUCCUGAUUUUUACUUGCCCAUCGAUUUUCACGGCGGUCUAUUCGAUCCAAACACAAAAUUGAUAUAUCUUAACAAGAGACUGUACGAUCCAACCGUAGGACAAUGGAUGACACCUGCCUGGGAACAAAUGGCGAACGAGCUAACAACGCCAACCGACAUAUUCAUUUAUCGUUUCCGUAACAACGAUCCAAUCAAUUUCAAACAGAACGUCGAAUACAUGACUGACCUGGCAAGCUGGCUUAAACUUUAUGGCUACGAUAUCUCUUCAAUGCUCGGCUCUGAAUAUACAAAACAAAUGGUUUAUCAACCAAGUGCUACGAUCACCUCUCCGCAAUUAACUCCUGAUUUUGGUGUUAUGUCAGGAUUACAAUGUAUCGUCAAUCGUGUUCAUGAAAAAUUCUCCGAUUUAGGAUUUGUACCAAAGCCUUUAUUAAAAUUGGAACCUAAAACGAGAAAUCUUCUUCCAAGAGUAGCACAUCGUCGUGCGGUAUUUGGUGAAGGAAUACUUGUAUCUAGAGUCGGUGGUAGAGCAUUGGUUAGCGUUGUGGACGGUGUUAACACUGUUGUUCAAGACGUAGUGACGUCGGUCUUCAACAAUUCUUAUUUCUUGCCUCUUCACUUCAGUGUACACGAUCAGGAUGUCUUUUAUUUUGUCAAGGACAACGCCUUAAAAAUCCGAGACGAUAUGGAAGAACUCCAAAGGCUUGGCGGUAUGUUUAAUGUUUCCACUCACGAAACAACCGAACACGGAGCAGGAACGUGGAAGGAAUUGAGACUUCAUAAUCCAGACGCAGCGGUUGUUAUAAAAUAUGGUGCAGAUCCGGAACAAGAAAGGCACAGGAUAUUGAAACACGCUCAUAAACGAGCAGUCGAGAGAGCAUGGGAAAUAGAAAAACAAUUGGUAAUGGCUGGUUUUCAAGGUAGAGGGGACUGGUCGAAAGAAGAAAAAGAUGAGCUUUUAAAUCGUGGUACCGUUGAUGGUUACGAAGGUGUCGACAUUCACAGUGUCCACAGGUAUCCCCAAUUAGCCGACGAUCCUGGUAACGUAGCAUUUACCAGGGAUACCAAAAGGAAAAGACGAAAGAGCGGCAAUAGACGUAGCAGAAGCCAUAGGCACGACUCGUGAUUCGAAAGGACAAUGCGAGCUCGGGAGAUCCUUUGGGACUUGAUUCGCGUGCCCGCGUGAAUCUCGUGGUGAAAAUAAGUGAUGGCAAGGAGAAAGGAAACAAAUGAUAAUAAUCUUUCUCGCUAUCUCUUCUCGACGCACUCAAGGGGAGUAGUAUUAUGAACGUUGAUAUGGUGAAUUGGGAUUGGGAAAUUUGAGAGAUCGAGAGAGAGAGAGAGACAGAGAAAGGGGAAUAGAGAAAGGAAUAGGAAAAGUGGAGGUGGGAUAGGGAAAUUUGAAAAUGUAUAAUCUCUCUCUCUUGAUCGUUCGCUCCGCGUCCAAUGACGUGUCAACUAAAAUCGUGCAUAAAUCCUAAAUCCUGGUAAAAGGAAACGCGUUAAAUUUGUAUUCUUUAUAACGAUUAUUCUCUUCUCGUUGCUGUUGACAUAUUCGUUUCGGGAAAAAUAAUAAUAAUAAUAAUAAUAAUAAUAAUAAUAAUAAUAAUAAUAAUAAUAAUAAUAAUGACGAAACGAAUAAAGAAAUUUAAAGAGACUUCGGAUAUUGUUCUAUACAGUAUGAUCUCAAAAGGAGAAAAGGUUUUUAAAUCGAAUGAAGUGUUACGCAUAUACUUUAAAGGUGCCGUCCGUGACGAUUGAAUAUCUAGAAAAACGAGUGCGUGAUAAAGAGAGGGCGAGGAUACGGGAAAAGUAGAAUAAAAGAAAUAAGAAGAAGAAGAAGAAGAAAAAAGAAGAAAAAGAAGGUGGUAGUCUCGCGUAUUCGUUGGAACGUCGAACAUUGAAAAUGGGAUUUCGAAUAACGUGUGUGUCCUAUGUGAUCAUCAUCACAGGGUCUCUACAAUGUGACAUAUGAGUAAUAAAAUGACGUUUCGACGUUUGAUUAUCGAGACACGUACGUGUUCGUCCGAAGAUAAAACCGAGAGGAGUAUAUGAAUGAAGAUGAAAAAAAAAAGAAAAAGAAUAAAAGAAAAGAAAAGAAAAGAAGAAGAAGAAAGAAAGAAAUACACUAGCGUACUUUCCCACACGUCAGAUAUUUUUAACAUGACGUAAUUAUGUGUAUUAGAGAGAGAGAGAGAGAGAGAGAGAGAGAGAGAGAGAGAGACGCGAGCAAUUGUACAUAAAGCUAAUCGAUUAAUGGUAAAUGUAGAUAAUAUACAUAUGAACAUAUAUAUAUAUAUAUAUAUAUAUAUAUAUAUACAUAUAUAUAUAUGAACGCGAAACUCUCGGUUAAAACCGGGGUGGAUAGAACUGUCGAUAAAGAAAAAAAAAAGGAAAAAAAAAAGAAAAAGGAAAAAAAAAAUGGGAAAAAAAAAACCAAUGCUUUUUUAUAUGUAUUCGCGCCAAGUACGCGACUAGGUAAAAAGGGAAAAAUAAAAGUGAUGCGUGACAGAAAACGUUGCGAUGGAUAUAGUGACGGAACGGAACGAUAAUAGAGAUAGAGAGAGAGAGAGAGAGAGAGAGUUGGUAAUUUCGAAAAGUAUGAUUUAAAUCAGACUAAUCCGUAAGCCGUCACGCGUGCUGUCGUGCCGUUUAAAUGUUACGCGAAGUGUGCUAAAGAGGUGUUCUCACUCGAUACGUCGAUAGACACGUGUAAAUAGUUCGAUCGAUAACGGGACGCGUCGCGUGUCGCGAGUAAAAGGGAAGAAAGAUCAUUUUUAACGAUUACAUUCUUCCCUUCUCUUCGGCAUAGUAGUAGACGGGGAGGGAGGGUGGGAGGGGCCGGCAGCGGGGGUAGCGGCGGCGUGGGUUAGGGGGGGGGGUUAUGGGAAAAAAUAAACACGGUCGAAAUGAUAUUGUCCACGAGAGAAAUAAUCGCUAAUAAAUAAUGAUAUGAUAACGUUAAGAAUAAUAAAACGAUUAAUAAUAAGAAUAACGAGGAUAAGAAGUAAUAAGAAGUAAUAAGGAAUAGUAAUAAUUAACGAAGUUUAUGAUAAAAGGUAAUAUUACUAUUGUACGAAAAUGCCCCGCCUAUCUUUCUACUAAAAAUGAGAAAUUAUUUUUUAAAUUGUGUCGUCGAAGAGGUCCUUUGUAGCCACCGUGUGUCUGUGGGAUCGUCCUCCCUUUUUCCCCUCCAUGAUAAUAUAAUAUACCAUUCUACCCUCGUUCAACCCUCGCGAAACUUCAUUGAAAAAAAAAAAAAGAGAAAAAAAUAAAAACAAAAAAAAAGAAAAAAAAAAAACAAAAAAAGAAGACACAUCCACUGCCCUGUCCUGGUCCCCGUAUAAAAAAAAAAGAAAAGAAAAAAAAAUGAAGUAAAAUAAAAUAAAAUAAAGUAAAAUAAAAUAAAAAAACACAUACUUUGUAAAAGAUAUAGUUGAACAUUGUCGGUGUUUAUCAGUAUCGAGUAAUGAAGUAAAAAUGAAAAGAAAAAAAAAAAAAAAAUGUAGAUCGAACUCCGUGGUUUGGAUCAAAUGAAGUAACUGAGCAUAGAAAGUAAAGAGAACAAAAAAAAUAUAACUGCAUACGUAUAAUUAUAAUAGAGAAAGGGAGGAAGGGGGAGAGAGAGAGAGAGAGAGAGAGAGAGAGAGAGAAAAGAGCAACGAGCCAACGUGUGCGAGUGUGCCACGGUCGCUCAACCACGUUGUGUUCCACGUAGGUGUAUAAUAAAUUAUAAAAAGAAUAAAAGAAGAUAAAAAAAAAAAAAA
Vespa crabro (European hornet) is the source of this 12432-nucleotide messenger RNA. RefSeq names its product teneurin-m (gene Ten-m). The record is from RefSeq and is a predicted model, not a curated record. Bases 1470 to 9791 code for a protein of 2773 amino acids. Gene Ontology annotation, biological process: motor neuron axon guidance. Lineage: Eukaryota; Metazoa; Arthropoda; Insecta; Hymenoptera; Vespidae. The transcript has 19 exons.